UAAAUUGACUAUCUAGGCGUUUAAUAAUACGAAGUAUUGGAUACAAUACUUAAUACUAAUAGUGUGCAUUUUAUCUUAGAGAAAUAAAUCUACUAAAGAUGGAUGCAGAGAAACACUAAGCAUGGCUAGCAAAAUGCAAAUACAUAUUGCUGUGAUUGUUGCGUUCUACGCUUUAUUGUUAAACCAAUACACACUUUGUCAGUUUGUUGACUGUGGUGGUGAUUUGUCUGACCAGGCAGGGGUGAUAACAUCUCCAAAGUUUCCAAGCAGCUACCCAGAUAAUUCUUUAUGUCAAUGGCAUAUCACUGUAGCAGAAAACCAGGUCAUCAGUCUAAGAUUUAGUCGCUUAGACUUAGAUAGAUACGGGGAUCAAAACUGUAUGGAUUCUGUCACAUUCUUUGAUGGAUCCAGUCAACAAUAUCCACGGAUAGGCGAGAUAUACUGUGGUUACAGUAAUGAAGAAAGCACACUGAAUAUUCUAAUUCGAUCUACUGGCAAUACCAUGACAGUAGUUUUUACAUCUGACAGCUCAGGCUCAAGAACUGGGUUCAGUGCUUCAUACAGAGCCAUUGACUGUGAACCGUUCACUUAUGGUUCUGAAACUUGUGACAGAAACUGCUCUUGCAUCCAAGCGAAUACUGAUUACUGCCAUAACAUAAAUGGGCAUUGCAUGUGUAAUGCUAACUGGACAGGCCUGGACUGCUCACUCCUUGUUGACCACUGCCAAGAUCCAAAUAUUUGCAGUGAUCUUUACGACCAAUGUGUUAACAUUCCUGGAGGCUAUGAGUGCAGGUGUAAACCUGGUUUAGCCAAAAACAGCACUGGGCAAUGUGAAGAGCUCCAGAACUGCACCCAAAAACAGUGUUCUCAUUACUGUGGCCUGUCUGAAACAAAUCCAACAAUAGAAACAUGUUACUGUCCAAAGGGAAUGAAGCUUACUAAUGAUACAACAUGUGUUGAUUGUUCUGACUGGUACUACGGAGAUGACUGCGCCCACCAGACUCUGUGUAAUCCAUCCAGGACUGAAUCAUACAACAAAACCAAUGGCCUAUGUCACUGUUUCCUGAACUGGCAAUCCACUUACUGUGAAGAAGAUGUUGAUGAGUGCAGGCUUAUAAAGAAGCCUUGUGUCCUGGAGAUAGAUCAUGCCAGUUGUUAUAAUACUUUUGGAUCGUUUGAAUGUCGAUGUUCUCCAGGUUAUGAGCCAGUGAACGAAACAACAUGUGAUGAAUGCGGAAAAAUUUUGACAGCAACUUUAGGAACAAUUAAUUCCACCACUCGUUUAGCUGAUCACAAAGUUAGCCAAGACUGCAACUGGACAAUAUCCGCUCCAGUGGGACAUGUCAUUUCUUUAAGGUUUCUGACCAUGAGCUUGAAAAACUAUUACUCCUGGUGUUUAACCAAUAUCCACAUCUUUGAUGGUAAUACCACGAAUGCUACUUUAAUAUGGCGAGGAACCUCUUGGCCUAGUCCAAAUUUAGUAAGGACGUCUGGCAAUGAAAUGUUAAUUGUACAAUACCAAGAUUCUUGUGACUACAGGGGUCCUUUCAUUGGAUUCACUGCCUCGUUUUGGACACACGAAUGUCCUCCCAACAUGUACGAUGAUAAUUGCUCAACACCCUGUUCCUGUGUGGUCAACAACACCAUCAGAGGAUGCAACAGCUCCACUGGAUACUGCUCAUGCAAGUCGGGAUGGAGAGGCAGUGACUGUUCAGUAGACAUUGACGAAUGUUCCCAGAACUAUUUUCCUUGCCCAGACUAUUCACUUUGUUACAACUUACCAGGCAGCUACGAGUGUCGAUGUAAACCUGGACUCAUCAUGGGCUCCAACGUUUGCAACUAUGAUAUAAACUCCACAAACUGCACCACAAGAAACUGCUCACACAUGUGUGUCAACUAUACGCCAGUAAACAAGACCUCCCCAGUAGAUCAGUGUUAUUGUCCAAUAGGCAAGGAACUGGCCGGUGACCAAUGUAUCGAUUGCACCAACUGGAAAUAUGGACCUGAAUGUGAACGUAGCACCAGCUGUGUUAGAGAUCACACAAAGAAAUACAACUCCUACAAUGGUCAAUGUUUUUGUUAUCCUAACUGGACUACUACUUAUUGUGAAUACGACUUUGAUGAGUGUGACUAUGGUACCUACACUUGCCAGCCUCACGCAUUAUGUUCCAAUACAUACGGCGGCUACGAGUGUAACUGUGAUCAACAAUACGGUUACAUUGAAGGAACUAAUAAAACAUGUGAACAUAUUGAUUGCAACAAGAUAUUUACCAAUGAAACCGGUGCGAUCAUCAAUUACUUUUACAAUAAUUGGUUUGUGAUACUAAACGCUAGUUGCUCAUGGCUUAUCAGUGUGAGAAGGGAUUUUAUCAUAUCUCUCAGAUUCUCAACAUUCUACAUAAUUAGUGACCGCUGUCAAGACAGAUAUUUUGAGAUCUAUGAUGGUAGCAGUGUUUCAAGUCGUCGCAUUGGCCGUUACUGUGGCAGUGGCAUCCCCAGUGUUAUUCGAACAACAGGGAAUAAUAUGCUGGUUAGAUAUAUUUCUGACUCCAGCUAUUAUAGCAAUUAUGGAAACUUUAAUGCAACUUAUACAUCACACACCUGUCGAAACUUUACCUAUGGAAAGGAGUCCUGUGAUAAAAACUGUCGCUGUGUGAAAGAAAACACCCAGUUCUGUGACAACAUUAAUGGAGAGUGUAUCUGCAAGCCUGGCUGGACGUCAGGAGACUGUUUUACUGAUGUGAAUGAAUGUCUGGGCACCAACAACAAAGUCUGUCCAGCAAACUCUGACUGUGUCAAUACGAAAGGAAGUUACAGGUGUCAGUGCCACUUGGGUUAUAAACUUAAUGUGCACACGGGAAAAUGUGAAGUAAGCUCUGACUGUGUUGUGAAGCACUGCUCACACACAUGCUACAUUAUCAGUCCUGGUAAAGAGCAAUGUGUUUGUCCUGAAGGCCUUGAACUUGAUGAAGGGACACAACUGAAUUGUGUUGUACCUUACUAUCCAUAUGGUACGGAAGCUGGAGAUAGACUACUUUCAGAUGAGUAUAUUUCAAUAGGCUCAAUCCAUGUCAGUAAGCCUAUUCAGUUCAGAACCGGAGCCCCAUUUAGUCAACAGUACCAAACAUCAGCUUUUGUAUUCUCUAAUGGAGUUAUAGGCUUUAAUGACAACAUGUUCACAAUAGGAGGCACCACAGAUAUCAGUAAAGUCACCAACCUUAACAUUGUUGCUCCAUAUUUGGCUAAUAUAAAUCCAAAUCUAGGUCAAGUCUAUUACCACCUUUAUGACAAGUUUGGGGAUCAAUUUGGAGAUGUUGUAGAGAGAUUUGACAAUCCAAAGAUGGCUGAAAUCUAUGUGAGAGCACAGAAGGAUGUGAGAGAGUAUCACGGCUUAGCAGAUUUUAAAGUCAACAAUGUCCUAAUAACUACUUGGGUUAGAGUACAACCUUUUUCUCUGCAUAAUGAAACUUCAGAGGGGAAUACUUUUCAAGCUAUUUAUAUCAGUGGUUGGGAGACUGUUAAAAUAUUCGGGCAGACUAUACUAUUAGAUGAAGAAUCUGCCUAUGUAAUCUUUCUUUAUCAAUUUGGAAAGAUGAAUUGGGACUAUGUACCAGGAAGGAUCAUAAGCAUUGGAACAACAGGGAAAAACUUAAAUAUUCUCCGAAAUUUAAAUACACCGCUUGUGUCGCUGUUGGACAGAGUUCCUGGAAACACUGGCUACAAAGGAGUUGUCAGCUUUGAAGUAGGCAGAGUCUAUGGAAAUGCUCAGUCUUGUAACAGAUAUGUCUGUGAUAAUGUUAACCUUCUAAACAAUGGAAAAUACCAACAUGAGAAAAAUGAAUUGUAUAGAUGCCCAUGCACUUUGGAAAGACUUGGUAACCAAUGGCAGUUGUUUGAAACACGAGGACUCUUUAAUGAGAUUUACUGUUAUGCUAUUAGCCCUGUUGCAAAACGUAGACUACUCAGCAACAACAUAAGAAAUGAGCUUUGCUGCUACCGAUGGGUCAAACCUGAAAAUGAUGAUUGGAGGGAAUGGUUGAGGACCUGGAGAGAAGCCACCUACUUGCCACCCUCUCCAUACUCUGGUCACAUCCUAGUCAGAGACCCCUGGGACUACAACUAUUUUGCCAUUGAAAACUUGUACAUGCAUCACAUGUGUUGUAACACUCAAGAGAAAUAUUGUAACAGGUUCCACAAGCUGUUCCCUGACAUGGGAUGUUCUAAUUUUGUAACAUUUGUUCCCCGAUCAGCACUUGGGGAUCCACACAUUACAACAUUAGAUGGUAUUACUUACACUAUGAAUGGAUGGGGAGAAUAUAUUCUUUUAUGGAUCUUCAGCCAAGACUUUAGGCUUCAGUGUCGAACUGAAAGAGCUGAAGGACAGAAUGGCACACUUACAAAUGCCACAAUUUUCACAGCUUUUGCUGUCCAAGAAUCCAACAUCUCUAGUUUUCAAGUGGAGUUAUCAGCCUCAAAGAAAUCAAUGAUAAUAAUGGCCGGAGGCAUUGAUGUUACCACAGAGUUCUAUAAAGAAACCCAGCCUGGUAUUGUAGUCUCUACAGAUACACUAAGUGUGACCAGAGAAUACAGUAAUAAUAAAACCAUGGUAGUGGCUGGAUUCCCAUCUGGUGUAUCUAUUAAAGUAUACAUAGCUGCUAAAAGUCUUUUGAUAGAAUACAAUGUGCCAAAAGAUUAUGAGAACUUCACUGUUGGAUUACUUGGAAAUUUUAAUGGAAACACUGAUGAUGACUUUACUCUACCAAAUGGAACAGUUCUGCCCAGAAACAGCAGUGAAAGAGAAAUCUACCAUAACUUUGCUAAAGCCUGGGCAGUGAACUCCACAACCAGUGUUUUUAGUUAUAACCCUGGAGAGAGUACAGAAACCUACCAACACCCAGAGUUUGAACCAUUCUACAGAGAUGAAGCUGAUCCUACUGCUGUGGCCAAGGCUAAAGAACUAUGUGGAGAAACUAAUGAUGCUUGUAUAUUUGAUUAUCUUGUAACUGGGGACAAGGAGUUUGCCACAACAACGAAACAAGCCAAAGAAGAAAUGGAAGUCAUUAUUAUAAGCUUAGCCAACACACCACCAACACUAACAGUAAGCAAUGAAAGUCUGGACAGUAAUGGUUACUGGUCUGUUAGGAAUGGAACAGUUUCAACAUUACAAGUUUUAGUUGAUGAUGUUGAUGGAGACACUGUCAGCAUUGAGAUUCUGGUCAAUACAACUGGACUCAGUCUUAAUAGGACUGGGUUUAUCUCUUAUUUACCUAAUACCAAGCAACCAAUCUCUUUGAAAUUGCGAGCAGUAGAUUCCAAGGGCAGCUACUCUCCAGACUUGUAUAUCCCACUCCUAGUUUGCCUACAAUGCAACAGCCAUGGUACUUGUGACACUAAGACUGUUAGAGAAGAAUAUGAAAAUGGAAAAUUUAAAGUUCUAUCUUGUAGUUGUCUGGCAGCAUACACAGGCAAGGACUGUGAGUCAGAAGUGGAUGGUUGUGCCAGUCAGCCAUGUUUUAAAGGACAGACAUGUACUGAUCUAACUGCAGCUGAACAAGGAAAUAGUACCAUAGGCUACAAGUGUGGUCCUUGUCCUUCUGGGUUUCAGUCCUCAAUGGGCACUUGUAUAGAUGUAGAUGAGUGUUUGAAUAGUAAAGCCUGUGAUCAUUCAUGCGUGAAUACAGAAGGUUCCUUCACUUGUAGUUGCAGAAAUGGGUUUAGACUUGAUGCCACUGAUAAGAAAACUUGUAAAGAUAUCAAUGAGUGUGAAGAAAGGUCCUCAAGUUGUCUACAUAAGUGCACCAACACACCAGGAAGCUAUAAUUGUUCUUGUUAUACAGGUUACAUACUGGAUCCUGAUGGUUACACAUGUAAUAUAGAUGAUUCUAUCAAAGAAAAGUGUUAUGACUGUCAACAAGUUUGUAUCACUGGGGAGAAUGUGACCUGUGGGUGUAGGCUGGGAUAUGAACCAAAUCCCAAGUCUAUUAAUGAUUGUCAAGAUAUAGAUGAGUGUAAAUAUGGCAACCAGCCUUGUAGCCAGCAGUGCAUCAAUUUAGAUGGUUCCUAUGAAUGUUCAUGUUAUACUGGGUACAAAUUGUCAUCAGACAAAGUCUCAUGUUCUGCUUGUGAGGCUCCUUACUAUGGCAACAACUGUGCCAGUACCUGCCAGUGUAAUGGACGUGGAACAUGUAAUGCCAUCCGAGGCUGUGUGUGUAAUGAGCACUGGUCAGGGGAGAACUGUGAGAUUGAUGUGGAUGAAUGUCUCCAGCCCACAGCUUGUGCUGAAGGUCUAGUCUGUAGGAACACAGUAGGAGCAUUCCAAUGUGUUUGUCCAACAGGAUACAAGAUGAACAACACACAGUGUAUAGACAUCAACGAGUGUACAGACCCAACAGUCAACACAACAUGUGAUCUAAAUGUUCAAGUCUGUGUGAACAACAUUGGCAGCUACAGCUGUGAUUGCAAGAAAGGAUAUGCCAGGAAUAAUGAAGGCCUCUGUAUAGACAUAGAUGAGUGUAGUAGUCAUAUAGAUAAGUGCCAACAGUCUUGUGAGAACAAAGCAGGAAGUUAUAAUUGUCUUUGUUAUCAAGGUUAUUUGUUAGAUGAUGACAGGAAGUCUUGUAUCAAAGUCAAAGAUCCAUGUGCCUCUUCAAACCUGACCUGUAGCUAUGGAUGUAGAAUAAAUUCCAAUGAUGAAUAUGAAUGUUUUUGUCCAAGGGGCUUCACUCUGACUGGUCAAGAUAAAUGUAAAGAUAUCAAUGAGUGUGCCUUAAGUGAAACAAACUUGUGUUCCAACAAAAAUGGUUGUAUCAAUACAAAUGGAAGUUUUGUUUGUUCUUGUGAAGUUGGCUUUAAGUUGGACAAUGAUAACAGAUCUUGUGCUACUUGCAAUAAUGGUACGUGGGGUCUACAGUGUGCUAACAGUUGUGCUUGUGGACUUGGAGCUGAUCAUUGUGACAGCAAAACUGGAUGCGUUUGUAAAGUUGGAUACACAGGUAAACACUGUGAAAGUGACAUAGAUGAAUGUAAAAAUGGUAAUCUUAAAUGUAACAGUACUGAGAAGUGUCUGAACCUACCUGGAACUGCUACCUGUAAAUGUCAGGAUGGAUAUGAACGAGUUAAUGGAUCUUGUCAAGAUAUCAAUGAAUGCAGCAGUGUCCUUACCAAUAACUGUAGUCAGCUGUGUAGAAACACUGAAGGAGGCUAUGAAUGUUCCUGUUAUGCUGGAUAUAGCUAUGACAGCAAAACAUUCACUUGUAAUGAUAUUGAUGAGUGUAAGCUGCCAACAUCUAAAUGUGAACAGUUGUGUAUCAACACUGAUGGAAGUUAUCGUUGCUCUUGUACAUCAGAUCUUACCUUAUUAGCUGAUGGAGUCUCCUGUAGAGCUUCUCUGCCUUGUGUCAACAAGACUGACUGCAGCAAUGAUUGUGCUCUGAUCAAUGGAACUGACACUUGUCUUUGUCCUAGAGGAACAAAAUUGGCUGCAGAUGGGAAAACUUGUCAAGAAUGUGGACAAAACUACUAUGGACCAUCUUGUGCUUUGGUGUGUCAGUGUGAGACAGGAUGGAAAUGUGACAAUGUUAAUGGAUCAUGUUACAGUUUAUAUACUAAAGAGAUCUCCUCCUAUAACUACACUCUCACUUUUGGCUGGGACGUGUCUAAUGUAAAUUUAGACAGAGAUAGUGAGGACCACAAGAAGGUGAAAGAUGAAUGUGAGACUCGGAUGACCAAAACCUUAAGAGAGAAAAAAGUGGAUGUGGUCCUAUUUUCCAUUACAAAUCUCAGAAAGGGCAGCCUCAUCAUAGACUUUAUAUUAUUCAUCAACAAAAGUUCCUCCAGUAAUUCUCCAAGCAGUUUGACUAUUGCACUGAAUGCAAUCAAGUCAGAAGGAAUCUUUCUCAAUGGCAGCAAAAUAUUUAUAACAAGCUUCACAUUGAUUGAUACUUCCCAUAUUUGUGAAGCAAGACAGCAGACUAACCCAUGCAAGUCUUCAGAAGUAUGUCAAGUUCAAGGAAACAUGGCAGUGUGCAUACCAGUAGAAACAAACAAAGAUUUGAUUUUGGGACUGGCUAUAGGACUUCCAUUGUCGGUUGCUUUUUGUGGUAUUGUUAUUGCCAUAGCUGUCUGCAAAUAUAUUAAAAAGAAAAAGGCAAGAAUGUUGUCUUCAACAGAAUCUCUUCAUUCGAGUACUCUACAAAAGGACAGUUUGUAUGGAGUUUACAAAGACAGUACACAAAGACUUAAUGCUCCAAAAAGUACUGAGUACUUUGAAGGCUAAUGAAAGGAAAGUUUACUUUUUCUCUUAGCGACACCCUUAUUUGCAAUGUCAUUUGUUUAUUAUUCCUUGUCAUUUCUGUGAACUGUAUCAUUUUUAAGCUAAUUUUUCUUAAUCUAAUAGACUUUUUGUAUAAUAGUUAGUUCUUGUCGAACAGAUAUUGAUAGAUACAUUGAAAAUGAAGGCUUUAGAUAGGGUUAUAUACAGGGAAAGAAAAGUAAUAAGUCAUUGUCAAAUGUAAAAAAAAACAACAAUAUCAGCAAUAGUAUCAAAUACUUUCAUGUCUUUAAGAGUGUUGAAAUAUUUUUUUUUUUUUUUGUUGUCUUUUUUUAGAAGCAUGUAAGUGUUUAUAAUUAUAUGUAUAUAUAUAUAUAUAUAUAUAUAUUACUUUAAAACAUUAAACUUAUUUUAAUUACAUGAUUUUUAAAAGGAAUCUCAGAUUAAUCUGGUUAUUUAAGGCUGAAAAAUUAGCUAUUGUUAGUGUAUAGCAAUAUAAAAUCAGAAUUUUUUAAUAAACUACAUAAGUCCAUAUUUGGAUUUAGUGACUUAUUUUUAAAAGAUGUUUUUUUGUUUUUUUUUUUCAAAUUAUUAUCGACGGUUACCAUCAUAUUAGAUUAUCUAAGCAAUUAACAUGUCGCAAAAAGAAAUUUAAAAGUUAUUGUAAGUUUAUGAGUCACAGAUGUUUUUAGCUUUAUAAUAGUCUAAUCUUGGUUGUGUUACACAAAAUUAAUGCACUCAAAAACAUGUACACAUUUUUUGUUGCAAGAACAAUUAAUAAAAUAUAUGUAUUUUUAAAUGAAA
Biomphalaria glabrata is the source of this 9073-nucleotide messenger RNA. RefSeq names its product fibrillin-2-like. Lineage: Eukaryota; Metazoa; Mollusca; Gastropoda; Planorbidae. The coding region runs from base 122 to 8275 and encodes 2717 amino acids. Gene Ontology annotation, biological process: cell-matrix adhesion. The transcript is spliced from 53 exons. Gene Ontology annotation, molecular function: calcium ion binding. The record is from RefSeq and is a predicted model, not a curated record.